UCACAACGAGCAUAAACACAAUAGAGAGAGUGUUCAGAGAGCUCCGGUUUUCGCACAAAACCGCGAGUAUUGAGAGGAGCUGUUUUAUCCUGGAGAAGACCGGUUGAUAGUCUGCCGUGCGCAUCGAAGGCAGUGCCGCGAACGUCUUAAAGAGAGCGACCUAGUCCGCGACUCAGCUCCAGAUUCGGUAACCUCGUUCUUCUUGUUGUUCCGUUUCUAACACUUACCAAACGCAUAUAAACAAUAUAUGAAAUAUCAUACACGUGACAGAGGGCUGAUAAACAAAGCGGAGUGCAUUGAACCAUCAAAGCUUUUAUAUCGGAAAGACAUGCGACGGCGACGACGACAGGGAGAAUCAUCGAGCGAUUCCUCUCCCGCUUUUCGUUCCUCCUCCUAUAUUCUGCCUCCUACGAUUCGCAAUUCAAGGGCUUCGAAGCUGAUGAAGACGGCUACUGCAGUUUUAGAUACCUCCCAAUCAAAAUCAGAUUCAUCAACUGCGGCUGCUACUAUGAUUGCCAGCUUCAUCAACUGGGAUAAGGACGAUUUCGAAGGUCCGUCGAUUGCUGCGUAUUUAGAAGAUCUUCCUCGUCCUUCUUCGUUGCCACCGAAGUCCAAUUUUUUCUAUUGUGGCCGAACUUCGUUGACAGUGAAUUUGGGAUACAGGGAAAGGAACAUAGAAUGAGUCUUCAGGUUAUGCUUUUCCUGAAGUCGCCUGCGGUGAUACUAGAGUUGGGUAUCGACUCCAUACUUGUUAAAUUUGGGGUUGCAUGGAUCUGUAGAUGGGUUGCAUUCGAUUGUUCUGGGGUUUGCUUUUUUUAUUUUAUUUUAUUCCUCUCAUGCUUCUGAUUGCUGGAAAAUAGAAUGAUUGCAGAGGUAACUUGUUUCGUUGGAUGCAGUUGGGUGAGGAUUAGGCAAACUAUUAAUGGUAUGGGAAUUAAUGAAAGAACAGAAACUGACGGCAGGUAUGGAUAGAUAAAACAGAGGAGCAAUUUUUUUCUCUGGGAAUAAGAGAGUAUGGGAUAA
This is a messenger RNA of Linum trigynum, 1023 nucleotides long. Lineage: Eukaryota; Viridiplantae; Streptophyta; Magnoliopsida; Malpighiales; Linaceae. The record is from the annotation of a GenBank genome assembly.